UCUAACGUUGCCAUCCUACGAAGAGGAGAAAAAAAAACUGCUUCCUUGAACUAUCGCUGCUCGCUCUUUUAAGACACUUUAAAGCCUUAAUUUUACCAAAAUGAAUCGUAUAUUUGGCAGAGGGAAACCUAAGGGUCCACCACCCAACUUGUCGGACUGUAUAGGAAGUGUUGAUUCUCGAGCAGAGUCCGUCGACAAGAAGAUCGCUCGUCUAGAUGUUGAACUGGCGAAGUACAAAGAUCAGAUGAAGAAGAUGAGAGACGGACCUUCGAAGAACAUGGUGAAGCAGAAGGCGAUGAGAGUUUUGAAGCAGAAGAGAAUGUACGAGAGUCAGAGAGAUAACCUCAUGCAGCAGUCGUUCAACAUGGAACAACAGAACUACACAAUCCAAACGCUCAAAGACACUAAAACUACAGUUGACGCCAUGAAAGUCGGCCUCAAAGACAUGAAGAAAGCCUACAAGCACGUGAAGAUUGAUCAGAUUGAGGAUAUUCAAGAUCAGCUCGAGGACAUGAUGGAAGACGCCAACGAGAUCCAGGAGGCGAUGGGGCGGAGCUACGGGACGCCCGACAUCGACGAGGACGACUUGGAAGCAGAGUUGGACGCUCUGGGAGACGAGCUCCUGCUGGAUGAGGACAGCUCCUACCUGGAUGAAGCCUCCUCCGCUCCCUCGAUCCCUCAGGGUCUGCCUGGAGAGUCCAGCAACAGGGACGGUGUUCUGGUGGACGAGUUCGGCCUUCCUCAGAUUCCCGCCACAUAAAAGGAGCGAUGGCGACACUGCUGCUGGUUUUAAAUGUAUCAUAGCCUCUCUCUCUCUUCUCCUCUUCCUCUUUUUAUAUCUACCAACUAACACUCCCAAGCCUUCGACCAAAGCAUCUCCUGUCCAGCCAAUGAUUAUGACUACAACUUCAAAUCAGGUUUCUUAAUUUUUCAAAAACCUUUUAAUAAUUCUUCUGUCAUAUAUAAAUGUAUUUGAGGUGGGGUCUUUUUUUUUUUUUUUGGCAAUCUGGGUUUCUCUUUAACUUUGUACAGUUUCUGCAUCGCUGCGUUGCUACGGACAACAUGAAUAAAUUAUAUU
Molecule: messenger RNA, 1078 nt
Organism: Scomber japonicus (chub mackerel)
Lineage: Eukaryota; Metazoa; Chordata; Actinopteri; Scombriformes; Scombridae
Gene: chmp5b
Product: charged multivesicular body protein 5b
Exons: 8
Coding region: 101-760 (219 amino acids)
Biological process (GO): late endosome to vacuole transport via multivesicular body sorting pathway; vesicle budding from membrane
Cellular component (GO): multivesicular body
Source: RefSeq, a predicted model, not a curated record